Messenger RNA from Salvia splendens (bonfire salvia), 1880 nucleotides. Its product is annotated as E3 ubiquitin-protein ligase BIG BROTHER. Lineage: Eukaryota; Viridiplantae; Streptophyta; Magnoliopsida; Lamiales; Lamiaceae. The transcript has 8 exons. The record is from RefSeq and is a predicted model, not a curated record. Bases 810 to 1631 code for a protein of 273 amino acids. Gene Ontology annotation, biological process: negative regulation of organ growth; floral organ development; protein ubiquitination. Gene Ontology annotation, molecular function: ubiquitin conjugating enzyme binding; ubiquitin-protein transferase activity.
CCCUUUUUGUUAUUUGAGACUGAAUUACAUCGUGAUACACAUGCAGAUGGCGUAGAUCAGUUUAAUUUCAGAACUUGUUUUUGCUUUUGUUAGGGUUCAAAUCAAAUUACCCAAUUCACUUGUUAUCAUUCACUAUUUCUGUGAAGUAGAGUUCCAGCAUUGUAGAGCAUCGUAUGUAUGUAAAGAGAAUUGGAUUGGAGCAGUUGAUCAGCCUAACCAUACAUUAACCAAUGGCGAUUUAGGGGAGAAAAGAGUAGUUGAUCAUCCCAAUGGAAAUGUAGAGAAUAUAAUAAUGGUGAAAAGGGGAGAAUUAACAAUAUUAUCUGAAUUCCAUUGACUAAGGAGGAGAGAAAGGGGGACCAAACAGUGAAGGGCAAACAAAUUGGAUUUGUAGAUAUAGUUGGAACAGUACAGCUGUAGGGCAAAGAUUUUUGCAGACAGUGUUUUGGGAAUUCGGUUGUGCCUUCUCCCUCUUCCAAUAUUUCACUUUUUCACACUUUGGGUUUACCAUGUAUAUUUAAUUCAUUUUAAAUUCAAAAAGUGAAAGGAGAGUAGAUACAAAAUAGGGGUGGGGUUGGCGUUGGCGUGUAGUGCAGGUGCAAUCCGGCAUAAGCGCCACAAGCAAAGCCAGACGAGACCACACUGACAGACAAAAGAGAAAACUCGCUGCCACACCCAUCUCUCUCUCUCUCUCUGUGAGAAUCUACACCUCCACUGCGUGUGAAUCUGCCUCGCUCGUGCCUCUCCUUCAUUCGCACCGUCUGUAGCAGUAAGGCUGACGCAUACACGCCCUCUAUUAUCUGACAAUAAUGAACGAGAAUGACCAAGUGGUGCAUUACAUGGACAACAGCUACUCUUACCCUGUCUCUGAGGGUUAUGUUGAUUACUACAGCGGUGCUUCAACAGCCCCUUUGAAUUAUCUUAACUUCGCCCCAAUGCAUGAUCAGGAAUCGAUAUAUUGGUCAAUGCAUAUGAAUUCCUAUAAAUAUGGACAACCCAAUCCAGAGGGUUUCUAUUAUGGACUCUAUGAUGACAAUGACCUUCCUCCAAGAAUGGAUUCUAACAGGAGAGUUUGGGAAUAUUCCUCAAUGGCAACCACAGAAGAUCCUAUAACUGUAGACAUACCACCCGAACAAAGUGUGGUUUCUGAAGUGCAUUCUAUUCCUGAGGAAAGUGUGGUUUCUGAAGUGCAUUCUAUUCCCGAGGAAAGAUUACCAAAUGAUCAAGAUGCUGCCAAUGAUGAGGUUGCAUGGCAAGAUGAUAUUAACCCUGAUACCAUGACGUAUGAGGAACUGCUUGAUUUGGGCGAGGCAGUGGGAACUCAGAAUCGAGGACUUUCUCAAGAGCUCAUUGAUCUACUUCCGACCUCAAAACACAAGUCUGGUGGAAUUUUCUCAAGGAAAAAAUCUGAAGAGAGUUUUUCUUCAGUCCUAAAUUCAAAAGUUUUCAUGGUUUCUUGUGGGAGAACCAGAUGUGUCAUUUGCCAGAUGCGGUAUAAAAGAGGGGACAGACAAAUCAAUUUACCGUGUAAGCAUGCUUACCACACUCAUUGUGGCUCCAAGUGGCUUAGCAUCAACAAGAUUCACUUCUUUCCAGACAUGUCCAGUAUGCAACACUGUGGUAUUUGGUGAUGAUCAGCACAAUGAUUUGCCAAAUUGACUGGAAGUUCCAUAGAGAAGGAGCUAUUUCUUGCACAUUUGUGUUCUCUCAUACAUAGAAGAGCUUUGCAGAGUGUGUAGUUUAGAAAAUCUAGUUCUAUUUGUCAGAGUGGCAUCCAAUUUUCUUUUGUUUUUCUUCUAAAUGAUUCUGAAAUGAUUCUGAAAUCAACAUUUGUUCACGAUAUUACAGUGUUUAUUUACCAUGACAACAGUUUUCAAGCA